This is a messenger RNA of Daphnia pulex (common water flea), 1621 nucleotides long. Its product is annotated as dnaJ homolog subfamily C member 1-like. The record is from RefSeq and is a predicted model, not a curated record. The transcript has 6 exons. NCBI's taxonomy places the organism in Eukaryota, Metazoa, Arthropoda, Branchiopoda, Diplostraca, Daphniidae. Gene Ontology annotation, cellular component: endomembrane system. The coding region runs from base 113 to 1582 and encodes 489 amino acids.
GUCAAGCUUACAGACUACACAUUCACAUAAUAAGACCGACUAUCUGUUUUUUUACUUGUUUUGACAGCUGUUUACUCUUUCAGUGGGCUUAUAUUGCCGAUAAAAAACCACCAUGAAGAGUUCCAUAAGUUUGAUCAUCCUAUUUUCGGUUUUUUCAGUUUGUUUUGCUUGGGAUCAAAGUGAAUUAGAAAUUUUUGACCUUGUUGAAGAAAUAAACCAAAAUUUUUAUGAUCUUCUUGGUGUGCCACAGAACUGCAGCCAAUCUGACAUCAGGAAAGCCUACAGAAGACUAUCUCUCCAGCUGCAUCCCGAUAAAAAUGAUGCCCCUGAUGCAGAGGUGAAAUUUCGUCAGCUAGUAGGAGUCUACGAAAUAUUGCGAGAUGGUGUCAAGCGAACCCGUUACGAUCAGGUGCUUGUCGAAGGCCUGCCAAAUUGGAGAAACCCACUUUACUACUACCGUCGCGUUCGGAAAAUGGGGAUGAUGGAGUUAUCCAUCUGGUUGUUUGUUCUGUUCUCCAUUGGACAGUAUGGAGUUGCUUGGGGUGCAUACAUUGAAAAAAAGCUGACUCUGAACGAAUUCAAAGAGAAUCAAAUGAAGAAAUUACAAAAGGAGAUCAAGAAAAAGAAACUGAAGACGAAUGAGGUCGAAAUAGAGGAAAAAUUGGACAAACUAUACGUCAUCCCAAAGCCCAGUUACAAAAAUACCCUCCCGUUCCAGAUAUUUAACAUGAUCAUAUCACUGCCCGCUGCUAUCCGUUGGUUAGUCAAGUACAAAGAGGAAAAAAGAAAAGAAGCUGAAGCUAAGAAAGAACAAGAAAGAUUGGACGCUGAAGAAGAAGAGCUCAUGAAAGAGGAAAUGGAAAGAGAAAAGGAAAUGAAGAAAUCUUACAGAAGAAAGCGAGCCGCCCCCCUGCCAAGUUAUUCUGGAGCAGCCGAAGAACGUGUUUUGGAAGUCGCUGUCGAUGCUUCAUCUCAGGGUGAAGAAAAACCUGUUGUUCCAUUGAACACUGGCCCUUGGACUGAUGAGGACUUGACAGAAUUGGCCAAGUUGAUGAAGAAAUAUCCAGUAGGAACGACUGAACGAUGGGAAAAGAUUGCAGAAGCACUGAAUCGUUCAGUCACCGAAGUAACGCAUUUUGCCAGAAAAUUGAAAGAUAACGCCUUCAGGCCACUUGAAGGUCAAGAAGGUGACGGAAUUGCCAAGGAGGAAGAAAGAGUGGAGAAGAAAAAGGAAAAGACCAGAGGAGGGAAAAAUAACAUUUUGUUGGCAGAACCUACACAGGCAAACUAUGGGAUUGAAGGAGUGGAAGAACAAACUCCUGGUAGUUGUGGCUGGACACAAAAGCAACAAAAAUCUCUUGAAACAGCCCUGGCUUGCUACACCAAAGGAUGCUCCGAAAGGUGGGAACGUAUUGCAAAGGCAGUGCCCGAUAAAACAAAGGAGGAGUGUAUGAUGCGAGUGAAAUACCUAUCAGAUUUAGUCAAGAAGAAGAAGCAAAUGGAAGAGGAAAAACUGCGAGCAGAACAAGAGCCGACACAAUUAAACGAAAAGCAGGACUCGGAAACGAUUCAGACGACAUAGGCUUUAUAACAAAUAUAAUAACACUAUUAAUUAUCGAAA